Messenger RNA from Diaporthe amygdali, 648 nucleotides. RefSeq lists its product as uncharacterized. The transcript has a single exon. NCBI's taxonomy places the organism in Eukaryota, Fungi, Ascomycota, Sordariomycetes, Diaporthales, Diaporthaceae. The record is from RefSeq and is a predicted model, not a curated record. The coding region runs from base 1 to 648 and encodes 215 amino acids.
AUGGCGAUCCGGGAGACCUGGAACCGCAUGGUGCGGAAAUCCUUCUCUUCCUCCUCCUCAGGCGCACGCAGCGACGACGGCCACGAUUCACCCACAGCCGGCACAGCAGGCACCUCACCAAUACCCAGCGUCCCUCUCCACAAGUCGUCGUCACGUCUCGGCGGCCUGUCAAAGAUCUCAUCGUGGCGGUCACACGGCUCGCACAACAACCGCCACCACCACAGCGGCGGCAGCGACGGCAGCAACGGCAAGGUAUCCGGCGGCGGCGACUCGUCGAGCAGGAAGGCCUCGCCGAAGCGCGACUCGCCGCCCAAGUCGAUCCUCAAGAAGAGCGGCGGCAACGGCGGGUUCGGCAGCGGCUUCCCGCGCCGCGUGCACCCCAGCGAGCGGCCCCUGACGGAGCAGAACCUGCGCCACCAGGAGAUGCUCGGCACCUUCACCAUGAAGUUCGGCCGCAGCCGCCGCUACAGCAGGGGGGCCCGCAGCAGCUUCUCCGGCAUCAGCCCCCGGUGCAGCAUGGACUCGUCGGCUGGCCCGCCGGGCGGCUGGGACGACGACUGCGCCGGCUGCGGCCCGGGGUACCACCGCCGGGCGAGCUCGGCUGCUGUCGCGCCUGAUGAGGCGCGGAUUGCUGAGGAGAGCUCAUGA